CUCUUGUGUUUAGUUUCUUGCAGUGUCGGUAAAGCUACUCCGGAGCAAACUGACCAACGUAUUAUGUUUUACGUGUUCGGAUCAGAUAACAUCUACAUCAUAGAUCCAAAGAGCAAAGAAAUUUCGUCUACAAUCGGUCCUGAUGGUGUUUGUACCAAAUCAAACAACAGGUAUUCCAGGUGAGCGUUCUUAAACAACAGUGUUUGCCGAAAUUUUCACAUGCCUCGCCAAAAAUAUGGCUGAUUACAAUGUGAAUUGUAACUCUGUUGUUGUUGUUUUUUUUUUAUCAGGAAUAAAUGUUCCUUCGGUAAGAAUACAGUGGUGAGAGACGAACUUAUCUUCUUCAGCGACAUGCCUGGGAAUCGAGUUCACGUUAUUGAUGUACAGCAGCAGAAGGUAUUAAAUGGCUUCCCACACUAACUCGAAGUAGUUUUUGUUUCCCCUCAGAUCAUUUCUAUAUAGUUUUACCCUCGAUAACUCGAACCAUGUUUUGAGUCCUUAAAAAUUCGGGAACAAAAAAACAGCCUACUUUGAAUUUCCCAUGUUGACGCGGACUGGUAGGCGUAUAGUUUACUAGUGGAGGCUGAUGUUGUUUUUUACAAAUCUAACGUGAAACAGCUUUACUUCUCAAAACAGUAAAACGCAUGCUCUAUUUAGGCAACAUUUUGUUAGGUUACGUUAUGAUUUAUUAUGUAGAAGUAUCUUUCAAUUUUCACUUCAAUUCAAAUUCAAAGUAGACAGACUGCAAAUUAUAGUAGUUGCGAAAAAAUAUAUCUACGUGUCCCAACUGUUCAUCAGUAGGAUGCCUAAAAUGCGUGCAAUUCUACAAUUGGUUUCGGCUCCAUUAAAUCCUAUACCAAUUGCAGAACAUUUUAAGAGGAGCCACCCACCGUGUGAGCACAGUCGCGGACAACACAUAUAAGUGACGAAAAUAACGCAAAGCAAAACUAAGAGGUUAUUAAACGAACGAAAUGUACACGCAACUUAACGUUUCUACAAUUAUAAACUGUGAUUAAAAUGUUCACUGUGCAGUAAAAACUGUUUUUUUUUUUCCUUACUCCCGGCUAUUUUCUUCGAACUCCCGAUAACUCGAACUUUUUUCGAUUUCGCUUGAAGGUUCGAGUUAUCGGGAGUCGACUGUAAUUUGUUUAUCCACGAACUUAGUAGUUCUUGACACUCGUUGAAAGGUGUCCGUGCGUUCCAGAUCGAAUUAGAAUUCGGAGGUGUUGGUUGGUUAUUGAGUACCCGGAGAAAAACCUCUUCUUAGCAACGGAGAGAACCAACAAAGCUGAGAUAGAGGAUGCCGGGUUCCUUACGUCCUCCCUACUCGCUCCCACUUUAUUGAAACAAAAGCCUAUUAUACCUUACUAAAGGUUAUUCACCGCGACGUUGUGGGAAAAAGAUGUUGUCUUUUGGUUCCAAACUAAGCAAUGUGAGCUGAAAAAUUGGAUAGAGGAAGCGAAGCGCUAGUGGUAGAUUAUUUUUGUUUCUGCGGCAAAAGCGAGCGAGAGAGCGAAAGCUGGGGCCAACUACCGGAACCGGAAAUGAGAGGCGAAGGACUUAGAGGAAGUCUAGGUUCCAUUGGUUCCAUAUAGCCUAACGGUAUAUCUUAGCACUUCAUGAAUUCAUUGCCGUUUGCUGGCGUUAUCAGUCACAAAAUAUACUCAGGAAGAAGAAAUCCGUGAGUUAACCGUGCCUUUGUUGCAGUCCGUGUGGACAUUCGCGUAACGAUUGUGUGGACCACAACAUUGACCGUGUUUACACAGGUUGCCAUAUAAGUGUGGACGAAGUCUGCAUCUAUUUAUGGUAAAAUACAUAUAAACCGAGUACUCUACUGAGCUCUUUCGAGAAAGUUUUUUGAAAAAGCGUAAAAGUGAACGCGACAAUCCUGCAAGAUAAUCUGUCUAAUCUGGGAUACAAUCAGUGAAUUUAAAAUAAGUCAAAAAAUAUAAAUAAAUAAAUAAACCGCAUCAAACUGGUGUUUGGCAGUCCUCACAGUGACGAUGUUAGAUUGCGUUGUCAAAUUUUUAAUAAAUUUCAACUGGAAACAUUUAAAAAGAACUUUCAAGAUCAAGAAGUUCGUUGGCCCGCUUUGCACAAAAACUCCCCAGGAUCGUUAAAAAACGUUGAGAAAAAACACGCCAGGACACUUAGCCUGGAGCAAGUUCUCCGGGGAGCUCUACUGGCCGCCAGAUCGCCCCGGAGAACUUGCUCGCAGUCUAGGAUACUGAACACACAACUGUAAAAUGACCUUAUAAUUUAAACAUUUACUCCAAAGGUCGUGGAAACAAUCCCAACAGAGGGCUACCCGUAUGAUUUGUACUACCUACAUUGGCUGAAGGAGGUCUGGGUACACACGUGGACCGACUCUACUUUUGACGUCAUUAAUACUGAAGGAAGCCUUCGUAAGACGCACAAAGCUAUCAAGGCGCAUGUACAACCAGGUCAGUACAGAGAACUGGCGUUAUUUUUUGUGUAACCAAUGAGAAACCCCAUCUAAGCUUAAUGUAGCGUACUAUAAAAUUUAACUCAGUUUUCUCGGUGGAUUGCACCUGACGACUGCAUCGAAUUUAGCCUCCCAAAGCAUGGCAACCGUUGUAAGUUCAUCUCGUGAAUUUUACGAAACUGAAAUGGAAUUUUGAACUCCGCCUUUACAAAACGCGGGCUUAGGGUAAUGAGUUUCUUUUGUCCAUUGAAGGUUGUGUAUUUUAGUUCUCGAAACAGCCACAAUUAGAUCAUUUACCUAAACACUGCGCAUUAGAAUCGAGAAAUUAAAGAAAACGAAUCCAAGACCCAAGACGCACGUUUUCCUGCGCGCGAAACUGGCAGCAUUUUUCCUGUUAGCGGCUUGUUACCGGCUUUGUUAUGUUAGCUUCAGUUUUUUAGCGUUUCCCCUUGAAAUCCCUUAGUGCUUUUGUUUUACCUACGCUAUCCACUGACAAAGCUUUUGUCGAACGGCAUACGUUCUUAGGUUGGACACACGGGUACAUGUUCGCUGACCCAGAGGUGAAAGACGGCAAAAUGGGCUAUGUCACUCACUUGUUCAACCCAGGCCUGCACCAAAUCGACCUCAUAGCCAAGGCAUAUAAGGCCUUUGUUAACGUUUCUGACUACAACUGCACCGGAACUUUAAACUUCGUUUACAGCCCCGUGAACAAACACGCCUUCUUUGAUUGCUAUAGAGCCUCAAAGAAGGUUGCUCUGUUGGAGAUGGACCUCACCACUGAUACAAUUGUUCAGAAGUGGAGCAUUGCUGGGGAACCGUAUGUUUCACCCGAUGGCCGCUACGUCGUCGCACUUUACAAAUCCGUCAACGAGUCGGCCAACCUUCUCAUUGCUAGUAAAGUUUAUGUUCUGGUUAUUCCUGGCAAGGACAGUGCUGCCAUUUUGAAUUCCACAUUAGAUAUCGCUGGUGGCGUGAGCGACCUUGUUUAUUAUGAGAAGGUCGAAAAGAAGGGAAGUUUUAUUGCUUACAUCAGCCUUAUUUACAGCGACAAGAUAGCUGUGUUAGAUCUCGACUCUCUCGACUCUGGAAACCGCCAAAUCAGCUACAUUGUGAACGUUGGAAGCGUAUAUUCGGCACCAGGUAUGCACUCAGUGAGUCGACCGUUGGUAGCAUCGGGUCCCUGGCUUGUGACUCCUGCCACUGCUAACCAAUCCCUUGCCAUCAUCAACAUCGCCUCGCAAGAGCUGUAUGGGAUGGUAAAGGGUGUGGUCGGGGCUAGAGGGAUGGUAGCAGCGUACUCACCCAUAGGAGCUGGAAGAAGCUCUUGUGGUUCAAAGGAGAUUGUGAUGUUCACCUUGCUGGAUUGUCUGUACAUAUUGAUGGCCAGCUUCUGA
This is a messenger RNA of Porites lobata, 3840 nucleotides long. NCBI's taxonomy places the organism in Eukaryota, Metazoa, Cnidaria, Anthozoa, Scleractinia, Poritidae. The record is from the annotation of a GenBank genome assembly.